Messenger RNA from Magnolia sinica, 734 nucleotides. RefSeq lists its product as uncharacterized. The transcript is spliced from 2 exons. NCBI's taxonomy places the organism in Eukaryota, Viridiplantae, Streptophyta, Magnoliopsida, Magnoliales, Magnoliaceae. The record is from RefSeq and is a predicted model, not a curated record. Bases 264 to 632 code for a protein of 122 amino acids.
UUGUUUUAUAUUACAAUGAAAUACAUGUAUUUAAUAUAGAAUGACAAUAAGUAAUGGAAUUUCUAAAUUUUACUAGAAUGUUUAGAGUUUUAUUAUAUUCUGCUUGCAUUAUAGUGUAAUGGUCUAAUCAUAUUUUAAUUAUCUCUUUAAGCAUAAGCAUAAAUGCAUUCUACCAUCAACACUACUUGUAUAAUUGUUUAGUAUAUUCCACUUGUACUGACAUUGUUUAAAUUUAUAAGUUCGUAGCUCGCACAUAUUCAGUGAUGGCACCAGGUGGGAGAUCACGUCAUUCACGCACUGGAUCUACCCCUUCCACCAGUGAUGUAACGGAGACAACAUCGCCGUCACAUGUUGCAUCACAGGCAUCUGAUCCCUCAGUCGCGCAUACACCGGACAUUGCGUCAUCGUCGACCAGCCGACGAGGACAUGGACCCACGCGUGGGUUAGUUUUAGAGCGACUUACGCAUGAGGGUAGGGUGACAGUAGAGUUUCCACAGGACUGUCUUAGACCUAUUGGGGACAAUGCCAGGUUGUUUACGUCGGAGGUCGGUGUCUUAUGCCUGUCUUUGAUACCCACCACCACCCCCUGUUGGGCAGACGUGACAGAUGAUGUGCGACAGCUCAUCCGUUAGCGCCUUAUAGUAAAUUUUAGUAAAUUAAAUUUUGUUUUGUAAAAGUUCAUUUAUGGUUAAGUUAUUUUCUUAAUAAGUUUAUUGCUUUAAUCUAUUAUUUAC